AUGUACAACGAUGCAAAAGCGAAAAGGAUGACGCCGUACGAAGCUUUUGAAACGGACGUGCGAAAUGACAAGCAGGAGAAGUAUUUGAGAGCGAAAUCGAUACAAGACCUAGUGCAAUGGGCUUGGAGCAUACUACUGGCAAGCUUAGUACUCGUAGUUUGGUUCUCAGGGGCGACUCGCGAUAACCACGCGAUGCUAUUCAGAUUGGGCCAUCAAGUUCGUUCAACCGAUGAAGCAUUUGAGAAAUACGUGGAGAGCAGCCCAAAGGCCGCCAGUAUCUGUCGAGAAGAGCAGGAUCAUGUAUCGCUCAAAGACUUUUUCGCAAAGUUGUUUUGCCUGCCCUAG
Messenger RNA from Truncatella angustata, 345 nucleotides. RefSeq lists its product as uncharacterized. The transcript has 2 exons. The record is from RefSeq and is a predicted model, not a curated record. Bases 1 to 345 code for a protein of 114 amino acids. NCBI's taxonomy places the organism in Eukaryota, Fungi, Ascomycota, Sordariomycetes, Amphisphaeriales, Sporocadaceae.